UCUCGACAAAUUUGAUUGGCUGAAAAACUGGCGCCAACAAGUAGAUUUCCAUCAAAGGGAGAGCUGCCCACGGCUGAACAGGAAGAGGAAAAAUGCUUUUCCACCCGAAUUUCACCCCGAAAUUGCUGUCAUUAAUCAUUUGGCUUGAAAAAGGUGCCAAGCUGCGUGGAUGUGACGUUAAUCUUCAGAGGAAAUAUUGGCCAAAACGAGACCGAAACGCUCUGCAAGCAUUCUGGCAGUAUUAACCUUAUUUUCUGCUACCAUUUCCAAGCUGAAUGGCCUCGGACUUUCGUAAACAAUUAAAGUUGUCUGCGUGGGCGUGGCACUCUUGUUGUACGGUAGCUCCCACUGACUUUUGACACGUGUCAUUUACGUUUGAAAGCGUCGACACAACGACAACAACGAUGUCAAUGUGAAGGGAAGUGAAUGACAAGGCCAGUUAAUGGCCAUUUGGCCACAAGCAAAUACCGAGCAUGUUUUCUUGGCCAGAUGCAAACACCUGAACAUUGCGAGCACAGGUGAGCGGUCUCAUCAGAAAACGCUUAGGCAGCAGACUAAAUCCCUCCCCAUAUCCUGUGCUCCUGGCCAACGUUAUGCCAAAUGGGCAGUUCUUUCUCCACUGCCGGUAAUUUAUUUGCACUUUGAUAGCAACAAGAUGCAUGCAGUGGCGGUGGCAAAAAGGGGUGGUGAAAAUUUUGUGGAUCCCUGCACUUAUAAAUCACCGAAUGAAGCAGAAGAUUCUGCGGAGCUUUCGCUGCUGUUGUGGCCUGCGACCGCGACUAAGCAGUUUAUUGAAAAGUGGACCCAAAGUGCUUAGCCAUAAAUAUCAGCUGAAGUGGGCGUGGGCACGCCCACACCAGCAUAACUCGUUUGUGUUCUUAAAGCAGUUUUAAGGCUACAAUCUCCAGACGAAAAUCAUAAUAUCAGAUACUAUGCUUUUUGGAAAUAGUUGUGAAGAGUUCUAAGGACAUAUAUUUAUUACAGCUCCUUGACUAAAUAAAUUUAAAUCGCCGCAAAAUGGAACGCAGCUCUUUAGCCCCUGGGUGUCAAGGUCAUGGCGAAUUGCAUUAAAAUUGCUCAUCAAAUAACACUCGGCACUCCCAUUCAACAGAUUCGCAUUUUUGAUGGCAGCAUCCUUACUCUAUAUAUGAGUUGCAUUUCAUGCAUUCGCUUCGAUGGCUGCUCAACAUGCUCAGAAGCGUCCUCGAAAAACGCCAUGAACAGCAUUGGCAGGAUGUUAAGAGUCCUUCCCCAUUCACACGAACACGAGCACGCACACAGAGGCAGCUGGGUGGUUGAUCAGGUUCAAAGACCUG
Molecule: messenger RNA, 1316 nt
Organism: Drosophila santomea
Lineage: Eukaryota; Metazoa; Arthropoda; Insecta; Diptera; Drosophilidae
Exons: 2
Coding region: 443-817 (124 amino acids)
Source: RefSeq, a predicted model, not a curated record